Xyrauchen texanus (razorback sucker) is the source of this 3135-nucleotide messenger RNA. RefSeq names its product zinc finger BED domain-containing protein 4-like. Lineage: Eukaryota; Metazoa; Chordata; Actinopteri; Cypriniformes; Catostomidae. Gene Ontology annotation, molecular function: protein dimerization activity. The transcript is spliced from 2 exons. Bases 263 to 2155 code for a protein of 630 amino acids. The record is from RefSeq and is a predicted model, not a curated record.
UGGGUUUACACAGGUUUGACGGACGUUUGUGUGUGUGUGUUAGUGCUUCUAGCGAAGAAUGUAUUUUGACAUGAUGACGGGACGAUGCAACCAAAAUCACGUUAGAUAACGACCCUGUUAUCGCCAUACAGAGAUAGUGCUAUUAGAAUCGCACAAGCAAGACUGAUAUUUUGGGAAACAAAGGGGACAUCUAAUCGUUUUCAUUUUAGUGUGUUAUUCUCACGUAUUAUUGCAUCUGACGUGGGAGAUUUGAAAAUCACCGAUGGCGUCAAAAUCUAGGGUCUCUAUUCUGGAUUACUUCAAUAUCGUCUGUGAGGGGGAGAAUGGCAAGAUUGAAUCAAACUGCAAAGCUUGUGGCACCAGGAUUCAGGCUAAACGGACUGUUACUUCUAACUUUGUUACUCAUCUAAAGCGCAAACAUCAGGCCAUGUAUGAUGAGUUUGUGAGGAAGAAAGAUGUAAAAAAGGAGGCAAUGCAGACAUGUGCUGGCCCUGCAGGUGGCCGAGUGAUCUCUCAAAAUGGUGCUGGGAUGAGCAAAUUUGACUAUAGUGACCCUCGCCAGUUGCUCAUCUCUGAGGCCAUUGCCAAGAUGAUCAUCCGAGACCUGCAGCCAGCGCAGAUUGUGGAAUAUGAGGGCUUCUGUGAGUUGCUUCAGCUCCUGGAGCCCCGAUACAUUCCAGUACCAUGCCAUUAUGUCCAACAGCAGCUUCUGCCAGCCUAUGUCUCUCAAGUGCAGCUAGCCGCCAAGCAGGCUCUAAAAGGGGCAGAGUCCUGCAGUAUGGCCCUUGACAUGUGGAGAAGCAGCACUGUUAGUGCUGGGUAUCUUGGAGUGACUUGCCAUUUUAUAAAUGCAGAUUGGCAUAUUAGAUCCGCUCUUUUGGCAUGUUUACCUCUUCCGGACCACCGAAACCCCCAGCAAAUGCUCACAGAGUUUGAUGAGAUCUCAGAAUCCCAUGACAUUUCUGGGAAGGUGUUCAGAGUUGUUGCUGACCCAUUGCCUUGUGCAGACAGAUCUGCCUUUCAACUUCCUGGGUUCCAUCUCAUUGGGAAUGGUGAGGAAGAAGAUGGUAGCGAUGGUAGCGAAGAGACAGUUGCAGGAGGAGAUAAGGCUAUUGGGGGCAAUGAGAAUCACAAGUCUUUAGAUCAGUGUCUUGGUCAAAGUAGGAUUGACUGCUUUGCUCAAUUACUAGAUCAAUGUGUUAAGGAAGGAGUUUGUGCUUCCCCUCAGAUAUCAGUUCCUUUAAGCAAAGCAGCCCAUCUGUACAACUAUAUAAUUGCUACAGUGGCUCCUGAAAAACUUGUCCAUGUGUUUGGCUUUAGUAGCGCCUCUACAAAUGAGCAAGAAUCUUCAGACAAGAACUGGAAUGUGCAGUUAAAAAUUUUGCGUCAGAUGAUAGAGUCAAUGUAUUUCCUUGAAGACAUUGUGGACCGAAAUGACUUAGUCCUCGGUAACUUAGAAAAAGCUGUACUGCGGGAGCUGGUUGAGCUUUUGGAGCCUUUUGAAGAGGCCUCAGACAUGGUCCAGGGAGACAAGCACGUGUCCAUCAGCCUAGCCCUGCCUUGCAUAUUAGGUCUUCGCAAGCAUCUGGCAGAGGUCAUAACUCACCAUUGCUCAGGGAUUGUGAUGGGAUUGUCUCAAGCUCUGGACCACAGACUCACUGGCAUUCUUGAGGACCCUCUAUAUGUAACAGCCACAACCCUGGACCCACAGUUUAAGCUCUCCUGGAGCAGUGACAGUGACUGGCACAAACAGGUGUUGCUGGAAGAGGUUGGAAAGCAUAUCCGGCCAUUGAGUCCACUAGAACAUCACUCAGAGGCUCAGUCAUCUCCAUCCAAACGUUGCAAGCUUUUCUCAUUCAUUAAGCAGAGGCCAUCUACUCAUGCCAAGACUGUGGAGCAGGAGCUGUCUGCAUAUCUCCAUGAAGAACCAACAGAUGAGGAUCCAUUACAAUACUGGAAACGCAAGUCCAUAGAUUUCCCUUUGCUUUCACAAGUGGCCAAGAAAGUGUUUACUGUACCAGCAACAACCACAGCAGUGGAUAAAAUAUUCAACCUGGUUAGCAAGACCCUCGCACCAGAGCAAUGUCGACUUCUGCCAAAAAACUUGGACACACUGAUUUAUUUAAAGGCUAACUAUAGGAUACUUUGGUCCUAGCUGCAAAGAAAGCUUUACAGCAAUUGUUAUUACCUUCUUUCUUUUUACUAAUAUAAAACCAAACACCUCAAAUCCUAAAUGGGGAUUGUGCCUGAUAUAUUUGUCAGUACAAAUACUGUAGAAUUAAAAAGUAACAAAAUAUCUGUAUUGUCAGCAAAUCAUUAUUUUAUAAAUGAUUAGUGAAUAGUUUGAUUCUAGAAUAGGCUAGGCUUAAUUUAAAUUAUAUUCUAUUAUGGGUAGCACAUUUUAUAAUAACCUUUAUUAAUACGUUAGCAAAUAUUAUUUGAUGUUUAUCAGAUCACUAGUUCAUGUACAUUCACAUAUUUAUGAAAGUAUGAUAUAUUUUAAUAAAGAUUGUUAUAAAGUGUUACCCUAUUAACUGCCUUUGUUACGGAGUUCUUAUGUACUCAAAAGACAUAAAACACCUUGUUCUGUGUAUUCAUUUUUAACCCCAAUAUAUACUUAAACACAACAGAGUCUAAUAAGUACAGUGCACAAUGCUCUAUAUCCAUCAUUAAUUGUUAAAUAUUUUCAUAUGAACUCAUUUGCAAUCAACAUGUUAUAUAAUUCAAGAAAAAACGUUCUUGCAACAAAAUGCUUUCUUAAAAUGUGUCAGAAAACGAAUGGAAAAUAUUCCACUAAACAUUAUUAAACAUUUGGAUAAAGGUAUGCUUUGUAAUCAUUAAAAAGAUGAAUUGGUCAAAUAGAGUUACAAUAUGGCUUACAAGCAUUUUGUGUGGGUUCCUAAAUCGUGCCUGCAAGAAAGCCUGCAGCAGGCCCUGUAAUUGAAAAUAAUUACAUUUCAGGACUGUGGGGAAUUGGAGAAAGCUGAUGGUGGACUGCAGUCUCUCCCAGCUCGGAGGGCUGAAUGGAGAGCAAUCAAAAUGUUUUUUUUUUUUUUGAAUAUAUACAGUAGUUGAUGUGGGACUUUUUGUUUUUGUGUGGAAAAAGAUAGACUUUUCCAUUUCAGUAAAAAGUGU